CCGAGACCAAGAGGGAUUGUAUUUGUAUCUUACUUCUGUAGUAUCUGUCACCGACGACAUGUAUACUUAGCCACCGAACUCCGAUCUCGCUCUUCCACUCCACUCCCUGUCUCCCAUCUCGCCGGCCUCCUUCACUUGACGGAGCUUCCCCUCUCCCUUUCCCUUUCUUCCCUUUCCCAUCUUGAGCUGAUAUUCGGAAAUUCAGUUUCCAGCUUUUUCUAUAAACCCGCCAUUCGGCGGCGUUGCUGAUUUCCUGCCAGUUGCCGUACUGCUGCCCAACACAAACCGGUCUCUCUCUCAUCUGUGAUCAAGAUCCCGCCAGCAGCCCAGCCUACAACACCGCAAUUUUGCGUCGAAUGGGGCACUUGAACCUCCCAUCCAAGCGAAACCCUAAGCAAUGGAAGCUGCUCGACCUCGUCACCGCUGCCUUCUUCGGUCUAAUCCUCCUCUUCCUCUUCCUAGUCUUCACUCCCCUCGGCGACUCCCUCGCCGCCUCCGGCAGGAAUGCUCUUGUCCUCUCUUCUUCAGACCCCAGGCAGCACCACCGCCUCGUCGAGCUCAUUGAAGCAGCAUCCUCAGCCGAUCGAGGCUUGUUCCGCCGAGGAGGUCGAUCACAUGCCGUGUGAGGAUCCCAGGCGGAAUAGUCAGCUUAGUCGAGAGAUGAAUUUCUAUAGGGAACGUCAAUGCCCGAUGCCGGACGAGACGCCUCUUUGCUUGAUCCCUCCCCCGAAUGGCUACAGGGUUCCCGUCAGGUGGCCGGAUAGUUUGCACAAGAUUUGGCAUGCAAACAUGCCGCACAACAAAAUUGCUGAGAGGAAAGGGCAUCAGGGAUGGAUGAAAGAGGACGGUGAAUACUUUGUAUUCCCUGGUGGUGGCACCAUGUUCCCAGAAGGUGCCAUACCUUACAUAGAGAAACUGGCACAGUAUAUUCCCAUCCGAAGUGGAGGUUUACGGACUGCCCUUGAUAUGGGAUGUGGGGUUGCUAGUUGGGGAGGAUAUCUCAUGAAAGAAGGACUUCUACCUCUUUCGUUUGCUCCAAGAGACUCGCACAAAUCUCAGAUACAAUUUGCGUUGGAACGAGGAAUUCCGGCAUUCGUCGCAAUGCUUGGCACUCGGAGGCUGCCAUUCCCUGCAUUCUCGUUUGAUUUGGUUCACUGCUCUAGAUGCUUAAUCCCUUUUACUGCUUACAAUGCAACUUAUUUCAUUGAAGUGGAUCGCUUGCUUCGCCCAGGAGGAUAUCUAGUCAUAUCUGGUCCACCUGUACAAUGGGCUAAACAAGAUAAGGAAUGGGCAGAUCUUCAGGGUGUAGCCAGAGCACUUUGUUAUGAGCUAAUUGCAGUCGAUGGGAACACGGUCAUUUGGAAAAAGCCUUCUGGAGAUUCAUGCCUGCCUAGUCAAAAUGAAUUCGGCCUUCACUUGUGUGAUAAAUCGAUUGAUCCAAGCUCUGCCUGGUACUUUAAGUUAGAGAAAUGUGUGACCCCUCAAUCUUCAGUCAAGGGAAAAUAUGGUGUCGGGAUGAUUCCGACAUGGCCAGAUAGAUUAGACAAAGCCCCUACAAGGGCUGCUCUCGUGAAGAGUGGCAUUGACCUAUUUGAGGCCGACACUCGUCGUUGGGCUAGGAGGGUGGGCUAUUACAAGAACUCUUUGAAUGUCAAGCUGGGAACUCCUGCUGUGCGAAAUGUGAUGGAUAUGAAUGCAUUUUUUGGUGGCUUUGCUGCAGCAUUAGCGUCCGAUCCUGUGUGGGUGAUGAAUGUUGUUCCUGCUCGCAAGCCAACAACUUUGGAUGUAAUCUUCGACAGGGGCCUUAUUGGUGUUUACCAUGAUUGGUGUGAGCCCUUCUCAACGUAUCCUCGCACUUAUGAUCUAAUCCACGUCUCUGGCAUCGAAUCAUUAGUAAAAGCUCCAGGUUCUGGCAAAAACAGGUACUUGCAGCUUGCAUUUUGAUCUACAGUCAGUUUUCUUCUGGGGGUCAUCUGCUUGAAGGAUUUCUAUGUUGAUAGAUUCUGAGAUGCAGAUGAAUUUGGGAAAUAAUAGAUUUAUGGAAAUCCGUUGAUGAAUUGUGGUAUGCAGAUUUCCCAAAUUUAAUUGGAAAAGUAGUAAAAUGUCAUUACUUUCACUAUGUUCCUUUCUAAUAUAAAGCUAAUAUGGUAAAGUGAACUGAUGGAUUUCCAAAUCUUGGGUGAAGGGCUUCAUAAAUUCAAGAAAUUCUCAUAACUUGUUUUUAGGGAGUUUUUUGUGAAGCUCUCUAGCUGCAUCUUCUUUUACUUAUAAGGACAUGCCGAGAGAUGAUGGAAAUUAGUUGUUCACACCAUCACAUGAAAUUGUUAACUGAAACUGAUAUGCACCCAUAGAAGUUCAUUAAGAGAACCCUGCGUCCAUCAUUUGACAGAUAAAGACUCCCAUUAGGAAAUGCAUGUGUGCACUCUCUAUGUGUGUCUGCACUAACUGUAUUGGACAAUAGGAAAAUCCAACAUGUACACCCGAAGCGCCAACAUACUUGAUGUGCUUGAUACGACUAGCUAUGCUGAAGCAAUGUUUCAUAGUGAAGCCAGGCUCUUACUGUUGGAAGCAAGCCAUUCCUUUGAAUGCCUGUUUUCCUCCGAAACAUUCUCCGAUGUUCACCUUUGUCAAUCUUGUUUGCGUGCAGGUGUAGCCUGGUGGAUCUAAUGGUGGAGAUGGACAGGAUACUGCGGCCAGAAGGAACAGUGGUGAUUCGCGAUUCUCCGGAGGCGAUAGAGAGGGUGGCACGCAUAGCUAACGUGGUUAGAUGGACUGCUACGAUGCAUGAGAAAGAAGAUGAAUCUCAUGGGUCACAAAAGAUACUGGUUGCUACCAAGAAUUUCUGGAUCCUCGCUUCAGCAUCUCACUGACUUGUUCACACUCAGUUUCUUUAGGUAGCCGAGCUAUAGUUUGUCUUUCCAACUCUCUUCUCUCUUUUUCUGAUCUCAGUUCAUACUUCUUGUAAGAUGAAGAUGCCAAAAUGUCUGUUUGUUUUUAUAUAUAAUUCAUUUGUAACAAAUCAAAUCAGAAGUGACAAGUUAGGGCAGAGUGAACAGGUACAUAGAAAAGCAGAAGUAGCAUCUUGCAACAGCUAUGUUCCUGUUCCCAACUGGUUAUGGGUAAUUGUCAUUUGUCAAUGCCAUUCAUUGAUUAUUUUCUUCAUUCGUUCUGACACAUUCUUUCGCCGUCGUCCAGUUGCUAUUUUUCAAUGUGAAAGAGGACUUUACGACAAAGUUUGGGUUAGAGAGUUGCAGUUGCUGAAGGGACCACCAGCGAUGUUGAAAUGUGGAGAGGAUCAUAUCAGGUAAUUUGGGAUUUCUGCGAACAUUGAGUUGAGCGACCUUGAGUAAGCUGGAAGGAUCAGGCGCGAUUAGGAACCGUCGGCAAUGGGGCGGUGUUGAUGAAUCUACAUUAUUUAAGGGGGUGGUUUCUGUGGUGGGACCUGGGUUGAUGGCACUUCGUACUCCACGAGUAUCAUCAAUUUGUAAAUCUCACAUAUUAUUUGCUAUUAGGGCUGGACAAUUGGUUAGCGGUUAACCAAUCGGUUACAACCGAAAUUGACCGGUUAUCCACUAACUGGAAAUCGAGAUGACCGAAAAGUCGGUCGGUGUUCAGAGGCUGGGCGAGAUGGUUUUGGUCUUGGGAGGAGGUUCGGUUAACCGAAAACUGAGAUAACCGAAGCGUUAGACCCUCUUUCAGUCGUUCAGAGGUGGUUCGGUUAACUGGUAACCGACCCUUCGAUUUUCUUCCUCCCCUAUUUGCGACCCACCGUACGUAAGGCUAUAAAUCAAUGAUUAAAAAUCAACUAAACAAACUAUGAACUCUUUCAGAUGUAUGAUGCAACAAAUUCAUCAUAAAUCAAUACGAUUUUCAAUGCUCAAAACCGUCGGUCGGUUUUGUAAUAUCUUGUUUGUUUAAUAGGUCUUGGAUUGUGGAUUAUGUUGUGUUUUUUUCUUUUAACCAUUUUUAACCCUUAAAUUGAAAAUUAUAGUUUUCAUUGCUUCCAUCCCUAAUAAAAGCAACCAACUGAUUCUAUAAUUUACAAGAUAGGAGUUCGGUUCACCAGCCAGACUGAAUUAGUGGUAGAUAAUGGGUGUUUAAUACCUGGAGGAUCACUAAUCAAUAAUCACUGACUCUCAUCAAACUAAAAGUCUAAAACCAUGAGAUUUGGUCCAGCCUAGGAGAAGAAUCGAAAGCACCUUUUAGUAAGUUGCCAAUUUGCCAUGGUUCUGUAGUUCAUGUUUGUAAAAUGGGAGCAGCAUCAGCAUUACUAACCUGCGUGAUAACCAGGUGGAAUAAACAAAAACAAAAAAAAGGGUUCUUGUUCUGUGUGCUUUUUGUUGAAGUUUUGAUAUGUACUUUCCAUUAGCUCUAGCUCAGUUUUGGUCGCCGGCCGCAAAGUCCUGGUCGUCGCCGCAAAUUUUAUGGUACCGUGAAGGAAGAAAACUUCAGCAAACUCUGUUUUCUCCAUCAAAAAAUUUGACCUGAGCUAACUCCAAUCCCAUAUUCCCAUUCAUGAUAAUAUUCCUUGCGUCUGGCCGUCUGCACUCGAUCACCGUUACAUUGUAUAUACAUAAUAACAACAGUAAAAGAGC
This is a messenger RNA of Linum trigynum, 4595 nucleotides long. The record is from the annotation of a GenBank genome assembly. Lineage: Eukaryota; Viridiplantae; Streptophyta; Magnoliopsida; Malpighiales; Linaceae.